AUGGUUACCGCUUGUAGGGAAAUGCACACAAUGAAACCUACUGUGAGUAACAAAGCACAACCAGAAGGCUCGAUAGCUAAUGCACGCAUAAUGGAAGAAUGUCUUGCCUUUAUAUCUAGAUAUCUAAAUGGGAUUGAGACUAAGUUCAAUCGCAUGAGUAGAAAUGACAUGGAUAUGCAAGAAUCUCUAUUGUUCAAGUUAUCAGUUUUCCAAAAGAAGGGGAAUCCAUUAGGCAAAAGAACAUUUAAGCAAUUGAGCUUUUUGGAUUGGAAGCAAGCUCAAUUGUAUGUUCUAAUGAAUUGUCAAGAAGUACAACCAUUUAUAGGAGAGUAUGCCACUAUACAUGGGCCAAAACCAAGUCUAGUUGAUUGGUUUCAAUCUCAAAUUUGGAAGCUUUACAAGGAGGGAGAUCCAAGAGUAACAGCUGAGUUAUUGUCAUUGUCACGAGGCCCGAGUAAGAGUGUGAGAAGUUAUCAGGGAUACUAUGUAAAUGGGUAUCGCUUUCACACUAAGAAGCGCCAAAGAAGGCGAAAGACACAAAAUAGUGGAGUAGUUGUCAAAGGAGAUGAAGAGAGCGGAGAAAAAGACUUCUUUGGGGUUUUGAAAGAAGUCAUAGAACUUGAAUAUGAUGCUCCAAAUAGUGGUGACAAAGAACCUAUUGUGGUGUUGUUUAGAUGCGUUUGGUUUGAUGUCUAUAGGGAGGGGCGAGGGAUUAAAAGGGACAAGUUUGGUGGCAUAAGCCUAAAUUUCAAAAAGUUUUUAGGGACCAAUGAGCCAUUUGCUAUGGCAUCUCAAGUAGGGCAAGUUUAUUAUGUUAGGGUACAUAAUGAGCCGGAUUGGAGAACUCCUAUUAAGACGGUCCCUCGUAAUUUCUAUAAUUUUCCAAUAGUUGAGGCAGAUGACUCUGAUGAUGAGCAUGAUGAUGUGGACGUUGGAAUACCAAACGCAGUGGCAGAUGAUGGAGAUGAUGUUGUGAUCUUACCUAGAAAUGAUGUUCCGCCGGAAUUAGUGAAUGCAACUGAAUUUGAGUCGGGGGAGGACGAGAUUUUGAAUGAGGAAGAAGAAGAAGACAGUGAGCAAGAUGAGGAAAGUGAGCUAGAUGAUGAUGAAGAAGAUAUUCCAGAGGGUUUAUAUGACUUGGACUCAAGCAGCGAAUGA
Molecule: messenger RNA, 1158 nt
Organism: Spinacia oleracea (spinach)
Lineage: Eukaryota; Viridiplantae; Streptophyta; Magnoliopsida; Caryophyllales; Amaranthaceae
Exons: 3
Coding region: 1-1158 (385 amino acids)
Source: RefSeq, a predicted model, not a curated record